AAAACUUUUUUACAAGUUACAAACCCCCCUUGGCCCCUUCUCUCUAUCUCUCUCAGUAGAUUCAUCCGUAAUCCUUUCCAAAUUUCCAUUUGAAGUUUCGUGUGGGAGUUACUUUACUUCAUUACUCCUACAAAAGCUUUAACAUUGGAAACUUGGAUCUGCCACAAAUUUCAUCAACAAAUUCAGAAUUGCAGAUACCGCGAAAUAAUCUUGACUCUUGUGUACAUAGGACAGAUUGGAUCUUCAAAUAUAGGAAUUUUCUUCAUGAUUGGUGGCUGAAGAGAUAUAAUAAUUUGAAGCUCUUGAUUCUUACAUGGAUCCUUUCCUCAAACCCAGUAGCGUUCCAGAGACAUGGCAUUUCCUUAUAGCUAUAUAUUUCUCCAUUUUCUUCGUUGGUGCUAGGUUCAUCUUCGACAAAUUUGUAUUUCGUAGGUUAUCAAUAUGGUUGUUAGGUAAAGGAAGAGCUGCACCACUGAAGUUUGAUGAGGCUACACAAGCAAAAAUCAUAAAGUGCUCUGAAUCACUAUGGAAGCUGACUUACUAUGCUACUGUGGAGGCAUCAAUUCUUCGCAUUACCUAUAAUGAACCAUGGUUUACAGAUACAAAGGAGUACUUUAAAGGAUGGCCUAAUCAAGAUCUCUCGCUUCCUUUGAAACUUUUCUAUAUGUGCCAAUGCGGAUUCUAUGUCUACAGCAUUGCUGCCCUUCUUACAUGGGAAACUCGAAGGAAGGAUUUUGCAGUGAUGAUGUCUCAUCAUGUGAUCACUGUUAUGCUUAUUGGCUACUCUUAUAUCACUGGGUUUUUCAGGAUUGGAUCAAUUAUCUUAGCCCUGCAUGAUGCAAGUGAUGUUUUUAUGGAAGCUGCCAAAGUUUUUAAAUAUUCUGAGAAAGAGCUUGGAGCAAGCGUGUGCUUUGGUCUAUUUGCUCUUUCAUGGCUCAUCUUACGGCUAAUAUUCUUUCCCUUCUGGGUAAUAAGCGCUACCAGCUAUGAUCUCUGUGAUUACUUGAAGCUUUCAGAGCCCUAUCCAACAUCCAUGUACUAUGUCUUCAAUACCAUGUUGUUGAUGUUGCUUGUUUUCCAUGUGUACUGGUGGAUUCUCAUAUGCUCAAUGAUAAUGCGGCAGCUGAAAAACAAAGGAAAAGUUGGGGAAGAUAUAAGAUCUGAUUCAGAGGAUGACGAAUAGAUAGAAGAUUUUGGUUCCAAUUAAUCCAUCUUGGAUUUUGGGAAUUUUUUGCAUACAGAGCAUUUAGAAGAAUAUUGCACAUCUCAAAUUGUUCUUGAAUUGAUUUCGAGCUGGAAAAUGGUGUGAAGGUCAAGUGCUUCCGUUGGAUAUAAUUUUGCUGUAUAAAUGACAGGUUUUCUUGUAAAAUUGUUCCAUGUCGAGCAUCACGUCCUUGACAGUGAACUAGAAACCAUAUAUUGCGGAGAGCUGCGACUCAUCUUCCUCUGCUGUUGCCUCUGUACUUCAGUAGCCGUUAAAGUGCUCUUGGAGCUACAUGUCAUUGUCAGAUGAAGUAGUCGAUUAAUGAAAAACUAUCAAAUGUUAUAGAUCAUAGAAGUGUAAAAUUUUGACCCCCUCUCCUUUUCAAUUCUACCUUUUGUGCGAUUCUGCCAGUCAGAUUCGUGUUAUCUGUUCGAAUUUUUCAAGGAUCCAGAGUUGAGUUUUUUAGAUUCUUCGCAUGCCUUUUAGUGCUGAAGGUACCUACUCGAUUUCACAAUGAUUUAUCUCAGUUCUAUUCUCUGUGCGACUCUUUGGUCAGAGAUUUAGUGCUGAAUGAAGAGUGGCAAUGCCUAGCUACAUACUUGAAUUGAAAACCUUUUUCGUA
Molecule: messenger RNA, 1826 nt
Organism: Beta vulgaris subsp. vulgaris (sugar beet)
Lineage: Eukaryota; Viridiplantae; Streptophyta; Magnoliopsida; Caryophyllales; Amaranthaceae
Product: ceramide synthase LOH2
Exons: 7
Coding region: 314-1183 (289 amino acids)
Biological process (GO): ceramide biosynthetic process
Cellular component (GO): endoplasmic reticulum; membrane
Molecular function (GO): sphingosine N-acyltransferase activity
Source: RefSeq, a predicted model, not a curated record